GCGGCGAUCGGGACCGGGAGGGGCUGCCCCGGGGCGCCUUUCCCCUUCCCUGCCGCGGCGGCGGGAGGCGCUGGAGGAUUUUUCUCCCGCUGCGGCCCCCCCUCGCUGCCCCCUAGACAUGGUCGGUCACCUACAGCUGCAAGGGAUGGACGAGAGCCUGAAGGAGAAGAGCCGGGAAGGCUUGCUGGACAGCCCGGACUCGGGGCUGCCCCCCAGCCCCAGCCCCCCUUUCUACUCCCUCUCGCCCGGCGGCGGCGAGGGCCGAGCCGGGGGCGGCGGCGGCGGCGCGGACCCCCCGGCCCCGGGGCACCGGCGCGAGGCCAAGGACGGCAAAGUGAUGCCUUACCUGCUCCUGAACCCAUCCAUGCCGGAGAUGAGGCCUCGAAUGUACCCUGUGUUUUUUGGAGAAAGCAUUGAGGUCAGCCCUGAGCCCAUGCAGGAAAUUAGGUGCAACUCUGAGGUGAAAUAUGACUCUGAGAAGCAUUACCGGGAUGAUAUCUUCUACAGCCCCAUCCCCACAGUUACCACCUACAGCGAGACGGUCAUCGCCACCCCCAAUUGCACCUGGCGGAACUACAAGUCCCAGCUGAUUUUUGAGCCCCGCCAAAAGCCACUGAGGUUCCAGAGCACAACCAUCAUUUUUCCUAAGUGUGCCAAGAACAUUUACCGGACCACCCUCAACUACAGCUUGGGCUGUGCCAAACGCUGGUUUGCUUCCAGUGUGCAGCUGGAACUCUGUGAGGAAACCAGUCCCUAUGUCAUCUACAGUGAGACCCUCUGAUCCACCCUGCUGCUGGCAACCUUGUGACCUCAAGGAGACUGUGGCCUUUACUGGGUCUCUGGCUGGGCCCUCAUUAAUGGUGACUGAGUAUUAGUGGCUAGAGAAUGUGUCAUCUUGGGUGAGGCUGAACUAGCUGGGAGCAGGCUUGCAGGGCAUGGAGUGGUUUUGAUCAAUGAAAGGCUGGCUUGCAUUUUGUAAUGUUUCUGACAUUCGAGAUCUGGAUUUUAUUUUUGUUUGGUUUUUUUUCUGAGCAUAUCUAUUUUUGACUUGUGUUUAGAUGAAAACAAGAUGACAAAGGACCCUAUUACCCCAUAGCGGGGUGCUGCUUUGUGAGCUCUGUAGGUCUCAUCUAGCACAUAGAUGAGAUUUACUGUGGCCUUCAAAGCUGCUUUGAUCUCUGCAAGGAGAAGACAGCUGCAGAGUCACCGUCCAGCCUGCCCAGCAACCACCUAACCAAAUCUUUUAGAUUUUAAAUGCAGAGGAGGCAGCUGUUUGUAUCAGUACAUUCCAUGCCAUUCCAACAGCUCAUCUGGGAAGUAGCUGGAAUAAUACAUCACUGCAGUAGCUCCUGGUCUGUCUUACUGACAGGAGUGGGGACUGUCAUGAAGAAAAAGAGGAGGACAAUCACACAGAGUGUUCUUGCUAGCAGCUAGAUGUUUACAUACCAUAGCAUGACACUGUACAGUGGAAGUACCUAGAGGAAAUUUGUGGUUUACAGAGAUCCCUGCCUUUGGGAAACAGCAGAAAGUUCAGCUCCAGAGAGAGAAAUAACCCAGGAAGUACAGGACUAUACAGAAAGAUGAGAGCACCUCCUCCAUGCCACAGGAGGAGAUGUCCUGUACAGAGUGACUACUAGCUGCUUGCAUUUUCAUCUGUGGGUAACAGCCUUUCACCAGCCUUGGCUGUGAGAGGAGCCAAGGAAGUUGUGUGAAUAGUCAUGACCUUGUCUGUCCCUAGUCCCACAGAUUACCUGAGAUGUGCCACAGCGGGACCACAGUGUGCAGGAAUGUCAUGCAGGUGCCAGCAACGCUCUCCUGCUGGUCUGUGUGCAUGGGAAAGGAAAGCCUGCCCACAACCUCAGCCACCUCCUCUGUGAACCCAGCCUAGCAAAUAGUUUGCAAGGAAGCUAAGAAAACAGGAUAGCUGUGCAGCUAUUUUUUGGAAGUGCCCAAGCAAUUGAGGAUCCCAAUGCUCUUUUUCAAAAGUAAUGUCAGCCCAGGCUUGCCAUUCUGUUUGUUGUAUCUAGCAUCCAGUCUGCAGGACUCUCUAGGCUCCUGCAAACCUUUUGAGUUUCAGGGUAUGGCUGUAUUGCAGAGAGGAUUGUAGUACAGGGAGAUGCUAACUAGCUUUAAAGAAGCCAGUGCAGGGCUAGCUCAUGCAGCAUUGCUCACUCACUCAUUAGUUUCCAUACCUGUGACAUGGGCUGCUUAGCUGACUGGAGGAGCAUCCAAACUGUCUUGCAUGGAGUCUUGAGUUAUUGAAGAGCCCAAAUCUGUGCUGGAUUUCCUUUAUCUGCGAGGCUGAAACACUUUAGCAGGUACUUCAUGAAUAGCUGAGUCAUCCCUGCAGCAAGAUUAGGAAACUUAGAGGGAACAGGUGUCACUACAGCACCCUAAGGUAAACCAUUCCUCACUUAUGAAUCAUAUCUGUUGGCAUCUCUGCAUGUUGGUAGCUCACUGAAAAUCUGCAGAGCCUGGGUUCCUACAAAUAUAGCCUUUGGAAGAUGGCAUGGAAUUGUCUCCAGAAAUCUUACCAGUAAUUUUUGCAUGAUUCUCAUAAGAGCCCAGACUUAGAAAAUAGCUACGCAGUUCCGGAAAUUAAUAUCCAGCUUUCCCUCCUCUAAAUUUUCCAUUUUGUUUCUGACUUGCUGUGAGCCUAUACAUUUCAGAACGCAGCCAAGCAGCCAAGUCAGAAAACCUAUUAACAAUGUCAACAAGACAUAGCUGAUUGCCCAGAACAGUUGACGCACAAACCCACAGAGAUUAAAAAAUGAUCUGACAAACUUAAAAAAAAAAAUAUUUUAAAUAGUGCCUUUUUUCAUCAGUUUCAAAAGGCAAUUUGUAGAUGUGAUCAGACCUGUAAACUUUAUGAAACAGAGCUCUCUUGUUUAAAAUGAAGCACCAUUUUUCUACCAGAGGGAAAUAUAAGCUCUUUAUAUACAUACCUAAAUCCUAACAGUUGAAGCAUCUUUGGAGCUGAGAGAUAUGAUGUUGUGUGCUAAGUCAGUGAUAAACUCUGCAUCUCCAUCUGGGAGUUAGAUUCUGGAAGAGAGAAAUCUCCCAAAGGAUUUCCAAGGCUUCCACUGACCAUAAAAUUCUUUUAAGCAACACACAAAUGCAGAUUAUAUUUGUUAUUGGUCAAGUUUUGGUGUCACUUACCAGCAGUAUCUGCCUGGAAAAGCAGCAUCUGCCUCAAAAAGGGUCAUUCAGCCUGAAGCAGCCUUCUCCCCAGAGCUCCAGCGAAUGCAGGUGCUGCACGGUUAGCUUAGACAAUUGAGAUUGGGUCUAGAUAUUCAGGGCGGCUGAAGCUGGGGUGAACAGGAUCGUGGUACAAAGCAGGUUGGUAACAUAUCUGCUAGGUCAUCUUGCUGCUUAUCACAUAUUUCCCAGUGCUGUUGAGCAAGCUACAUCAUGAUGUUGUCCUUAUGACCUCUGGAAGCCCUGUCCACCUUCCUGGGUCCAUUACGCAGGUCCUCGAGUGCUCUGCUCUCUCCUCAUGAGUGUCCAUAGCAGCGGGUUAGGUUUCCAGGCUGAGUGACACUAUAACCCAGGUUCAAAAGAAGCUCAGAGCCAGGCAAAAAUGGUUUGGGUGCAAAAAAAGAAGGUCUGCCAGGACAAUAUGCAUACCCAAGAGACUUCUGCAACGAUGACAGAUUAGACUGCAGGCCCUCCACUAAGUAAGUGUGUGGAUGGGCUGGCCAUAGGAGAGCACUAUUGUUUCAGAGCUGAAGGGAUGCCUAAUACUCUAUUCUGACGAGAUACCAUGUUUUCUUUCUGUUAAAAGUAGAAUUAUUCCCCUGCUGUAAGCACAAAGAUGCAUUUUUUUUUUUGAUAACGACAAGCUUGCCCAAGAAGAGCUCUAGCUGGGCCCAGGCUUGUCUCCCUUUAGUUCAAGAAGAGAAGUCUACCAACUAUGGACUUUUCCAAACAGAUCAGUCCCUUGCAGACAUCCCUGUGCUUCCAGGAAUCCUGCCAUGUAUUUAUUUUGUGUAACAGGCCUGGCUUCAGCAUUUCCCAUCAAGUUCUUGCUGCCCUGGCAUGAUGAAGCUUAAGCAGAUUUUCUUGUUUUGCCAUGUCAGGAAAACAAAGCCAGCCUGUGGCUUUGGUUUCUGGGCUGCUGAACACCCUGUAAGCUGUAUGGCUAUGGGCAGGCUGUGUUUGGUGAGCUACCAGCCCUGGGCCACAUCCAAACUGUAACAUUGUUAAGUGCCUGAAAUCUGUAGGAAUUUUUAAAACAUAGCUUCUAAACCAGUGUUUCCCUUGGGCCCAUAACAAGUUGCUUUUCUUCUCUGUGAAAGCUGGCAUUGGAAAGGGACUUUGCUUUCAAACAUGGGUCCCACCACAGCAUAGGGCUAACAGAGCUGAUUGUAGGAUUUGGGUUGUCCCUCCUCAUGGCACAGUCCCACUUUAUCACCAGUCCAAGAUCUGAUUACAAAUAACUUGGUCAAAAUGAUGUAUCUGAUGCUUGGCAUAGUCAGAAGCAGCCAUAUCUUAAAUCUGCACCCCCCCCUCUCCACCCCCAUCCUCCCUCUGUCCCUAUUGCUUUUAUCCCCCAAGUUAGGAGGCAUUAGAAGAGUCCCAGUUCAUCUUGAUUGAUUCAUUCAUGAUUGGGAUAGGCGAUGAUUUUUGUGUCUCGCUCAAAGACCAGAAAUUGAAUUGGUUUGCCAAUUAGGAAUCACUCCCAGCAGCCAAGUAGUGCCUUAUUUGUGGUAUGUUUUAUACCUGUAAAGGGAACGAUUUGUCCCAUUAGAGAGGUGCUUUUCUUUUAAAUGAAGCAUUUUUUUUUCACCUGAAAAAACAGAUCUUCAUUUAUGUAUACUUUCUCAAAGAUACAGAUGAUAAUCUAGAACAUGGAAGUGCUGCUUAGGAAAAGGUGAGUUUCCUUGAACAGCUGGGACUGUGGCUACACAUUUUUCCUUAGGAUCUUAACAUGCCUGUUUUCCAUAAUCUGUAAGCCUGAUGGGUGAAAUCAGACGCUGUCUUUACAGGUUAUUUUCCUUCAAUAGUUAUUUUUUGAAACCAGAAAAUUUCACAGAAACCUUUUGGUUUUUGUUGUAGUUGUUGUUUUUGAGAUGCUCUUUUUUUUACAUCAAAACAGAAUAUUUUGGAAGGUCUGUCUCAAAGAUGAGACCUGCAUCCCCUUUGUUUCUGUGGCUUUGCCACUGAAUGCAACAGAGCAUACUUGUGUCUGCUCUGCCUUUGCCUUUUCUUAUUUCUUCUUGACACUUUGCGUUUCAAGAAAUGAAGUGGAAACAGGCCUGUUUUGCUCGUCAUUACAUUUGGGGCCAAAAAGAGGAACCCUAACUAAGUAUUCACCUUUCAGAAUCUGAGAAAUACUCUGCAGAAGCCUCAGAGACCGACUUUGACCAAAGAUCUUUCAUCUUCUUCUCCUUCUUUUUUUCCUUAAAGACAGCUCUACUUUUUUUUCAAUGUGAAAUACAGAUUCGCACCUUGGGUGCAGGCUUUCUAGGAAUGAUGAAAUGAGGUUUGGGUGUUGAGAGCAGCGUUUGAGUGAGCUGCUUGUCAAAGAAGUGAGUGCUGUUUAUUUAUGUUGAGUGAGUCUUACAAAAAAUUGGGAAAGGUCACUAGAGGGAUAAUGAGCAAAAGAAUUUGUAGAACAGACUGAAGACUGGAGGUUGUGUGAAUCUCGUCUACAGAUAAAGGUUUCUAUCUUUGAAAACUGUGAGCUAGGAUAUUUAGCCAUUUUAAUUUUAACCUGACUUUUUUCCUGCAGGAAAGAGUGUUCUUGCCAUCUUUAGAGUUAAAACACAGACAGAUCCAUCCUCCAUCAGUCCUUCAGUCCCACUGAAGUCUGUGAAUGUCAGCAUUCCCCAGGCUUGCAGGGGUCUCCAUAUAUCAAACGUGCACACAGAGCUGUGUCUAUGUCUGUCCUUUAUGGGAAAGGGUGGAUCUCACUUUGUGGAUGUUCAUGUUUCUACUACCAGAUGAACUCUACUCCCUGAGUAUUACCCCAUCAUUCACAAAUUGAUCAGUUCUGAACAUCUCCCUUUAAGCACAUCAAUAACCGCUGUGUUUUAUAGGAUGUCUUGCAUGACACUCAUUCCUUCUCAGAUACUGUGAUGGCCCUCAAAAUGAGCAAAGUAUUCUACUAUGUGAAUAGUGACCUGAAGAUGGGGCUGAAAGGUGUUUGAAGGUUAGAGAAGGGUGAAGAGAACAUGUACUGGUGGAAAUGCAUAAGGAUGUGUCAUAUUUUUAUUUUUGUAAGUCUGAUUCUCUAAGUGCUUGUAAAGUACUUUACUGUUGUAUAUGUGGUGAUGCUGUAGUUCACAAUAUCCUUUUAUUUUUGUAUAUUCCCCCUCCACAAUAAUCCCUUCCUAUUCAACUUAUACAGAGUAAUUUAAG
Rhea pennata is the source of this 6363-nucleotide messenger RNA. It is a transcript of the gene RFLNA, whose product is annotated as refilin A. The record is from RefSeq and is a predicted model, not a curated record. Gene Ontology annotation, molecular function: filamin binding. Gene Ontology annotation, biological process: skeletal system morphogenesis; negative regulation of bone mineralization involved in bone maturation; actin filament bundle organization. Lineage: Eukaryota; Metazoa; Chordata; Aves; Rheiformes; Rheidae. Gene Ontology annotation, cellular component: actin filament bundle. The transcript is spliced from 3 exons. The coding region runs from base 119 to 781 and encodes 220 amino acids.